AUGGCGCAGGGUGAACUGAAGAAAAGCAAGCCCGCCACUGCGACGGCGAAGCGAUCCUCCGCCGCCGCAGCCAAGAUGAAGCGCGGUCCCCGACAGAUCGCCCCCAAGAAACAGUCCCUGAUCCGUCAGGCCAAGUUGAAUAAGAAAAUGACCUCCGGACUGGUUACCAAGACGGAACGUAGUCUUGCGACCAAGGCUGGACAUUUGGAGUUGUUGGCCGGUGGCAAGAAGGACAGGAAUGCCGAGAAGGCCAAGGGCAAGAAGUGA
Molecule: messenger RNA, 267 nt
Organism: Penicillium diatomitis
Lineage: Eukaryota; Fungi; Ascomycota; Eurotiomycetes; Eurotiales; Aspergillaceae
Product: DUF2462 domain-containing protein
Exons: 3
Coding region: 1-267 (88 amino acids)
Source: RefSeq, a predicted model, not a curated record